AUGGCUAAAUCGCAAAGGUUGAUCCUUUGUUUGAUAGUUGCCGUUCUCGCUUUAUUUAUUGGAACCAAUGCUAUUCCUAUCGUAAGGGAUGUAACAAAUCCUAUUGGGGUGAACGCACCGUCCACCUCCACCUCCACACCUGCCCCUGCAAAACCUACGCCAACGUCCUCCAAGUCCGCUACUGCUAGUCCAACUCAAAAGCCCUCACCAACUCCAACAACCAGUUCUGAUUCCAGCUCUGAUUCCAACACGGACUCUAACUCGGACUCUAGUCCCACCUCUAGCCCAAGCGAGGACAAUUCUGCUGCAGCCACAGCUACUCCGCCUAGUACUGGAUUACCUGGGACACAAUUGAAGACUUCUACCGGGCCCAUAGUAGCUGCCAGUGUCGUGUCCUCAUUGAACGACUUACAAAGGACUAUAUUGCAAGCCAAGAUAGAACCUUGUAAUUCGGGUUUCCCACAAGUUGCUGCAACAUUGAUUGGGGCUGCGAGGAGUUAA
Paraglomus occultum is the source of this 501-nucleotide messenger RNA. Lineage: Eukaryota; Fungi; Glomeromycota; Glomeromycetes; Paraglomerales; Paraglomeraceae. The record is from the annotation of a GenBank genome assembly.